AUAAGAACUUUUAUUUUUUGAUGUUACAGGUCCGCUCGGUGAAAUUUUAGUUCUAUUUUUGUUCCUCGCCGGCUGGAGUCUUUUAAAUGGACAAGUGGAAAAAUAAUAAAGGAAAGUUUGUGGCUAUCAGAGAGGAUAGUCUACUUCCUCCGACUCGCAGAAUUUCCAAUAUAACACCACCUCCGUCAUUGGAUAAACGAAGAUCAAAAAAAUGGUCCAUAGAUGGGAUUUUCAAAAAUGUUUUUUCCAAGCUCGACGCUCAAAGUUCCUCAUCCUCGUUCGAGGAUUUAUCGAAAAGACAUAGAAGGAAAAUAAAAGGCAAGCCCAAGGGCGGCACGAGAGCCUUCGGUCAUGGAUCGAAGGGCGGCGCGUACGCCGCCGUCAACGGAAGCGGGAGCGUCAACAACAAUAACAACAACGGGGGCAGCGGCGGCGAUCAUCCGAGCAUGAGUCAGGAGCAGCCGAGUAACGCGCAGUCGCGCAGCAGCGAUGGCUCCGUGGACGGGCGCCGGGCCCUCAAGGACAAGGUGAAGGCGCGCGCGGAGGCGAAGCGCGACCGGCUCGGGGCGAGCGACAGCAGCACCGACGAGAGCAGCGGGGACGAGGCAGGCAGGUGGAGGCACGAGCCCAAGAAACGAACGUCGCGCGCCUCUAGGACCGAACGCUAUCUCAAGAGGAUGUGCAACGGGGCGGAGAACUCCCGGAAGAUCGCCGACUCGAGGAGCAUCGAGAGCCGCGGGAGAGCCGAGCUCGUCCGGCCGAUCGACCUCGUACCUCGGGUCGACGGCGCGCUGGUCAACGGCGUCGGUGAGCAAAUUUUCACUUCUCCUUUAAUCGCGGCGAUUUACUUCAAAACCCGAGUCGCUCAUCGACGAUUCACAGGUCACAUGGAUCACCAGACAAUACCCUGCUUCGACAACGGCUUGCCCAGUGAUGUGCCCAACGGUCUGCCCAAUGGUCUACCCAACGGCCUGUCCAAUGGCGUGCCCAACGACAUCUCCAACGGUUUGCCCAGCGGCCUGCCCAAUGGCUUGCUAAACGACCUACCUAACGGCCUGAGCAACGGCAAUUACUACGGGCAGCAAGAGGAGGCGGGCGUGAACGUCCUAAUCCAGCAGACGCUCCAGUACUUCAAUGACUUUGAGAGGAACAUGGAGGCGACGCAGCUGCACAAAGAGCGCCGAGCGUAUCCGAGCCAGCAACGUCCGCGUAACUACGGGUCGUCGAACUAUGCGGAAUUGCAGCCGCGGCGAUCGUCGGUGACGCCCCCGAAGCCACCCUCGAGAGACUAUCGCUCGCGGAACCUGGCGAACGGCGCGUCGAUGGAUAAGUACUAUAGGUUGGCCCAACCCAUGCCCCGGUUGCAGGAGCCGACGAGCUGCAACCUGGAUAACGGAUACUACGCGAGCCCGAGGUCAUCUCUCUAUAGUCCCAACACCGAAGUCUGGAACAUCAACGAGGGCACAUACAGCGGCGUCGUCGCGCCCUCCUCGACGAACCACAUGUACGAUCUACCUACGAGUCCCUCGAGAAGUCCCUUGAGGGAGUCUCUCAAUACGCUAAUAAUAAGCUUGGGCUUAAUUGUAUUCCAGGGCUUGAUUGGCGAUCCAAAUACUUUGGUCGUUAGGAGUCAAUCACCAUUAUUAGAUUUAAAUAAAUCAAAACAUUUAGAGCAGCCGCCACGAUUUUCCAUGGUUUUGCAGAGGAACGAUUAUGAAAAUUUCAAUCACCAGCCGUUUAAGAAGGCCGAAAGCGAAAAACCAAAUAAUAGGCGGAGUUUGAAAACCUUGGAGGAGGCAAUGUGCGAAUUAGAGACAAUUUACAAUAGUCUACAGCUGGCGGAUGAGGAACUGUUAGAUAGAGCCGAACAAAGAACUAUGGAGGAGUUCCAUUAUAAAGGAUUUACAGCGAGUCCGGAUAACUAUGAAAACGAGGACUCGAUCUCGAGACGAAAAACAUGGGGCGAUUCGGCUUUAGGUGGCUUUAAAGAGGAGUCAGAGGUGCCGGAUAGAUUGAAGGAUGACAUGGCCUACAGGAGGAUGCACCCUAAAGAAAGGCCGUCGUCAGUAGAUGGACAUUCGUCAUUAACUAGUAUUAGUUAUUUAAUGACGUCGCCAAUACCAUCACGACGGGAUAUGCAUUACAUUGAUCCUAAGAGGAAAGCACGUAGGAAAGAGCCGGACGUUACGCUGGACGACGUGGUUUUUCGUAGUAUGCACUAUGCUAAUAAUACGCUCAAGGUGGUGGAGCCACAGCCACCUUUUGGAAUACCCCUUGGGCCGAUAACGACGGCCACGGACUCGGAUUAUCUACACACGCAGCCAACGAGGCUGGAGCAUUCGCGCUCAGCCUACGUACCGAGCGGCGAGCCGAAUCUCGUUACCGAUGACCUGGCAUUUCGUAAUCUGCGUAAGGACACUCAGCAAAAUGGGCCAACCAUCACCUCGCCGACGCCGUCAUUUGGUAUCAGGAAGAAGCGGGCCGUGAGGUCCUUGUCCGCGAAUCUUUACGGCUUGAUAAAUUCGUCUCCGACGACGUCGUCAGCGCUUGAGCUCGAUAGCGAGGACCAGGCUAGCUCUAUCUUGGACUCGGUGGCACUCGAGGGUUUCGGCAAUGACGUUCCCGUCAAGCGUCUCAGUCGUCGGACCAGCGACCCGGAAGUGACGACGGCCAACUGGCACAAUUAUCCCGUAAAGGCUUUCGACGUCAAGAGAUAUCGAUAUACGGCUGAGCCGAGGCAGAAGGAGACUUUGUCGGACAUCGAUACAAGCAACGUCUCUUGGGACGAGUCGUCCGAUGAUCGAAUACAACCACACAGUAAUUUAGUUAUCGAGGAUGAAAAAGCUGAAUGUAAGGGGAGCAGCGACAGAGGCAGUAGCUAUAUAUCCUCCAAUUGUAGUACACCAUCGCUUAGUAAAAAACUGGAGGUUGAGACAAUCCACGAUCAAGAGGUAUUCGUGUACAAAAAGCUUUAUGAAGACCUUGAGAAUCUCGUCGAGUUAACGAAAGGCAUCGAUGUCGCACCCGCGCGGAGCGAGAUCCAAAAUAAGCAUGUUGUGAAAGCAGAUUCCAGUGUAUUAAUAUCGGGAGAGCAUGCGACCGGUAUUUCGUUAGUCGAGGAGAAAGCUGACAAAAUCGAUGUCGGAGCGAUGAUCGAUAGCAUUGGUAACGACACCGUCGAGAAAGCCAAGAAAGAGGCGACGGAAACGUCACCGAUAAAGCGCGACAUCUCGACGAUCCUAAACACCCUAAAAAAACUCGGGGAGGAUUCCAAUUGUAGCAAUAGUUCCUGUUCAGAGAGAAUCGAGACGAAGGAGGAUGUAGUCGUGGACGAGAAGAGCUUAAAUGUAAUGACCAAAGAAAUUUGUGAUGCUGCCACUGGGCACAACGAGGCGGAGGCCAUGCCGACGGAGAAAAAGGCGCUCAAUAAGGAGAAGAAGGAGGCAGACGAGGAGGAGGAGAGGAAAGAUCGCGUGGACGACAACGUGUUCUUCCGUAACGUUCAGCUGGCGAAGCUCAGCGGCGAUUGGAAGGAAAGCACGCCGAAUGGGGCUGCAAUUAAUCGCCGUACGAGCCUCACCAGCGAGGCCAACUGGGAAGGUGAGAUAAGGUCUUGCGAACGCGUUAGUAGGGUGUGCAAUGCCUCACAUGAUAUGUCUCGACUAACCGUAAAAUACAUUUGUUACAUUACUAAUCACAUAACGGCGCAAUUUUGCCUCCUGCUUGUCUUCUUCCUCGUGCUGCUCUUAGCGAUCGUCACUGUGCCAUAGAUAAAGGGCGGAGAAAAUUAAUGAAUUCAACCAAGCAUUUAUUAUUAUUAUUCCGCUGUAUGUAUAAUGCGCAUCGUCAAUCCGAGCUUAUUGUCAUACCACAGACAGUUUGGCGAUAAUAAUGUUACCUGUUUUUUAUUUUAUUUUUUAUUAAUGAAUCUCUUGUAUUGUUAUUUUAUUUUUUUAAUCUAUUAACCCUCAUCUUUUUAAUCGCCUUAAAAUGGAUUGUGAAUAGUUUGUCGUAGAGAAUUGCAAAUGCUCUCGAGUGGUAAUGUUGGAUUGAAAUU
This is a messenger RNA of Ceratosolen solmsi marchali, 4057 nucleotides long. RefSeq lists its product as uncharacterized. NCBI's taxonomy places the organism in Eukaryota, Metazoa, Arthropoda, Insecta, Hymenoptera, Agaonidae. The transcript has 7 exons. The coding region runs from base 87 to 3770 and encodes 1227 amino acids. The record is from RefSeq and is a predicted model, not a curated record.